Messenger RNA from Wyeomyia smithii (pitcher-plant mosquito), 2755 nucleotides. RefSeq names its product sodium-coupled monocarboxylate transporter 1-like. The coding region runs from base 494 to 2377 and encodes 627 amino acids. Gene Ontology annotation, biological process: transmembrane transport; sodium ion transport. Gene Ontology annotation, molecular function: symporter activity. The record is from RefSeq and is a predicted model, not a curated record. The transcript is spliced from 9 exons. Gene Ontology annotation, cellular component: membrane. NCBI's taxonomy places the organism in Eukaryota, Metazoa, Arthropoda, Insecta, Diptera, Culicidae.
AGUACACUUCGAGGAAUUAGUCGGUUGACACAUUAUAGAUAGCUGCCGUCGUGUUCUAGUCUCGAUCUAAUCGGCUCUAUUUAUACACGUCUACAUUGCAUCGUUUCUACACAACACAACGGAGCAAGAGGUCUGUCUAAUCGAUUGCAUCGAAACAAAAAAGUCCAAAGUUCACAACGACGAUUACGUAGCAAUUUUGAUUGUGCGUUUACUCAGUAAUUGUUUUGGCAAAAAGUUGGUGAUAGUUGGACACUAGUAGUGCGUAUCAGCUCGUCACUCCAGUCUUUCACUAAUUCUGUUGGACGUCCCGACAUCUCAAGAAGUGAAAGGCCCAAGAAGUAAAUAGUUCAAGUGCAUGGACAGCAGUAACGCAUGCUCGAUCAGCUGAAACCGGCUUGCGGUCUAAACCUGUAUGUUUGUGUGGGACAUAGGAGAGGAAACCGAAACCUGUUUCCCAGGGAAGUAGGAGUUUUUAACUCACUAUUUCGAACCGAUGUCGCUUUCGGAGAGCUGGAAGGAGCUGUACAAGUUCAGCGUGAUAGACUAUGGCGUGUUCGCGUCGAUGCUUAUUCUUUCGGCCGGAUGUGGCAUAUAUUUCGGCUUCUUCCAACGGUCCACCAAGCAGACGCCGGAGAGCAGCGAUGAUGAAAGUCCGGGGCCCCCGGGUAGCCGCAGUAGUCAGAGCAAGCGGACAACCACGUUCGGUUCUUCCACGAUGGAUGAGUAUCUGCUUGGUUCGCGGAAGUUGAAAACCUUUCCGGUGGCGAUGAGCCUCGUAGCUGGGUACAUAUCGGGAGUCACUAUUCUGGGUACGCCGGCGGAGAUUUACAACUUCGGUACGCAAUAUUGGUUGAUCAUAAUUCCGAUUCUUCUUAUGGGGGUUGCGGUUUGUACGAUCUAUCUGCCGGUGUUCUGCUCGCUGAAGCUGAAUUCGUCUUAUGAGUAUUUAGAGUUGCGCUUCAACUCUUACGUGAGAUCGGUAGCAUCCAUAAUGUUUGUACUUGAUGAGCUUUUCUUCCUACCGAUGAUAAUCUACGUUCCGGCGCUGGCGUUCAACCAAGUGACUGGUUUUAACCUGUACAUAAUUGGUGCGAUUGUAUGUGUUGUGUGUAUAUUUUAUACGCUAUUGGGUGGCAUAAAAGCGGUGGUAUUCACCGAUGCGUGGCAGGUAGUGGUGAUGUUCAUAUCCGUUGUCGUCGUGGUGAUCCUGGGUACGAUAACGAUCGGUAGUCCCGACAUAAUUUGGGAUCGUUCUGAAGCUGGUAGUCGGAUUAACUUUUUCAAUUUUGACCCGUCCUUCUACGAGCGGCAAACAUUCUGGGGAGUUCUGAUCGGUGGGUUCUUCUACUGGACCUCAUUUAACUCGGUGAACCAAACCAUGGUACAACGCUACAUGUCACUGCCAAAUCUAAAGAAAGCUAAAAUGUCCAUCGGGAUGUUUACUGUUGGAAUGGGUGUGUUCGUGUCAGUUUGCUGUUAUGCGGGGCUGUUAAUUUAUGCUCAUUAUUAUCAGUGUGAUCCAAUGUCGGUUGGAUUUGUGACAACGGACGAUCAGCUGUUUCCUCACUAUGUGAUGGAAAUUGUCGGUCACUUACAGGGAAUUCCGGGUCUAUUCAUAGCCGGUGUGUUUGGAGCCGCUCUCAGUUCAUUAUCAGUGGUGCUGAACUCUACUUCAGCGGUAUUGUUGGAAGACAUACUUAAAGGGUUAUUCCGCGUUAAUCCGAGUCCUUUUGUGGCCAAUAUUUUUGUUAGGGGCAGUGUAGUAGUACUUGGAUUAGCCGCAAUGGGUUGCUUGUUUGUAAUUGAGAAACUAGGAGGAAUACUCAGUGUCGCGACGUCGUUAUCGGCUAUUGCUGCUGGGACCACAUGUGGAAUCUUCACUCUUGGAAUGUUGGUUCCGUGGAGUAAUUCUUUAGGCGCUUUAGUUGGGGGCAUUUCGGGGGCACUGCUGUCCGGUUGGGUAUCGCUUGGAGCGCAAUUUGCGAGUGCCAAUGGCGCAAUAGUGCCUCAUAAAUUGCCAGUCUCAGUUGAUGGUUGCCCAGAUGAUCUGCUAACUAACAGUACUAUCAUAAACCCAAUUUACCCUGAUGAAUCAACGAUAUUUCCACUGUUUCGGCUAUCAUACCAUUGGAUCACUCCAAUUGGUGUUUUGACCGUAAUGAUAGUAGGCACUAUCGUAUCGUUUGUAACGGAGCCGAGAAAUCUUAAGGAUAUCGAUCCGGAGCUGAUUUCACCAGUCAUUCACCGUUUUCUGCCACAAGAAUGUUUUGGCAAUUAUGGAACCGCAUCCAAAGAUGCUUCGGUUAAUUUCAGUGAAGAGUUGCGUCCCACGUAUGGAACUCAAAGAUCGACGUCCAAAUUGAAACGAUCCCUUUGAGAGGGAAUUUAGCACGAGUUCCGAUUUACCUGAAUCAUUCGAUUGAAUGGCCAAUUUGAUGGUGCAACUGUACUUAGUUCUUGACGCGUGAAUGCAAUUUUGCAAUCUCCAACGGAAGCUGCAACAGUGUGAGGAAUGCUAGUAAAUAUUAAACUGUACAAAUUAGUCGAUGUAGCAGUAGGUGACUCGAAGUCGUAUAACUUUACUACUCCAAAUAUAGGUGCAAUGUGCUAUCUUUUGCGUAACUGCCUGUGAUACAAUGAAAUGAGUUGUUAGGGAUUCGUGGCCGCAAGAGGAGUUCUUUUUAUAUUAUGAUAUUACUAUCGAAUUUGUAUAUCAAUAUGAAACGUUUUUUUGAAUGAAACUGUUUUGAAAGCA